Messenger RNA from Serendipita indica DSM 11827, 1167 nucleotides. NCBI's taxonomy places the organism in Eukaryota, Fungi, Basidiomycota, Agaricomycetes, Sebacinales, Serendipitaceae. The record is from the annotation of a GenBank genome assembly.
AUGCCGUCCGAUCUCAGCGUCUGGCUCAUCGCUGUGCCAAAUGAUGGUGAUGCGGAAAACUUGUUGCCCAAUUUGAGACAGAAACUCGAGUACGCGCGUGCACUCCCACGUACAAGCAUUAGCGACUUGGCCGUGCCGCAGCUCAAGGCAGGAACUCUGGACGAUCUCUUGACCAUCUCAGAGGAACUGCCAAAGAUUGACGGAUUCUUCACUUCUGCGGUGGCAAAGAUUGUAGAGACGUUGAGAAAUCUAUUGAACAAUGAUCCUACGCGUUUGGAGCAGCACACUCUCGUCAACGAACAACUAUGCGACGAUUACAUCUUGAAAGGGUGGCGAUGGAACACUGGCAAAUACGGCAUCAAUCGAAGUCUCAAGGACAUUGAGAUGACCUCGAUCGACGGCGUCAUGAAGGCAAAGUUGAACAGCUACAAUCUCGCCAAGGGACAACUUGUGCAGAUGCAGCGCAAACGAACAGGCAAUCUUUCCGUCCGGACACUCAACGACGUAGUGAAACGGGAUGAUUUCGUGGUCGAUUCGGAAUAUCUUGAGACACUGCUAGUGGCAGUUCCAAAGAUGCAAACCAAGGAUUGGGAGCAAAAGUAUGAACGACUGGCCUCCAUGGUUGUUCCUCGCUCGUCAUCGAAGAUUGCCGCCGACGAUGACUUUGCUCUCUACUCCGUGACAAUAUUCAAGAGAGUGCAUGACGAGUUUGCACAAAAGUUGAGAGAAAACAAAUACAUCCUGCGCGACUUUACAUUCGAUGAAGAGGCGCUCGAGAAGCAGCAAAAGGAGCUAGCGUCGUCGGAAGUGUCCGAAAAGGAACUCUGGAAAGAGCUCUUGACGCUAUCCAGAACAAACUUUUCAGAAGCCUUCCAAGCGUUUGUUCAUCUCAAAGUUGUCCGACUCUUUGUCGAGAGUGUCCUUCGAUAUGGUCCUCCAGCCGACUUUGUUGGACUUGCCAUCAUCCCAGACGCCAAAGCGUCAAAGAAGCUGGUCUCAAAUCUUUCAUCUCACUUUUCCUAUCUCGCUCCACGUUCCAAGGGAUCCAAGGCCAAGGGUGGUAGUGGAGGCGCGGACACUGCAGAGUUUGGAGGCGAGUACGCGGCUCUGAUGGAGGAAGAGAUAUUCGACUUUGUGUUUGUCGAGGUACCGAGGGUUGUAAACUAG